CAAUCACGUGAUGACAUGUGUAAAUUAAACUUAAUAAAAAAAAUCACCUAAUCAACCGAUUAAAAGUCACUUAAGAUCAUUUUAAGCGAAUUGGGUAUAAAGGUCGGAUUAUUUAAAAAUAUUACAAAGGUAGAAUUAUUAUGGGCGGAAGUUCAAAGAUUAGAUUAUUUCGAAUAAUUUUUCCAAUAAAGAAUUUGUGUUAUUUUAGUACGGAGAAAUAGAGAGGGAAAUAAGGAAGGGUACACAAUAUCCAAAAGUCACCUGUUUGACUCAUCAAUCAAAUACUUUCAUACUGGUACCCCGUAUAUUCAUCACUCUGUUGACUCAGCUAGAAGCAUCAUUUCUUCCGCAGCAACAACAAUGGCGUCAGAGGUGGUUAAUACGGCGGAGUCUCUCGAUUUUCCGGCGGAUUUGAAGUACCUUCCUGGCUUUGGAAACCACUUUUCGUCGGAAGCCAUCGCCGGAGCUCUGCCACAAGGACAGAACAACCCCCUUAUUUGUCCCUUUGGUUUAUACGCCGAGCAAAUUUCCGGCACUUCGUUCACUGCUCCUCGCAAGCUCAAUCUCCGAAGUUGGUUGUAUCGUAUCAAACCAUCAGUUACGCAUGAGCCCUUCAAACCUCGUGUCCCUGGCAAUGAGAAACUUAUUGCAGAUUUCAACCAGUCCAACAGCUCUGCUAAUCCAACACAACUACGGUGGAAGCCUGUAGAUAUUCCUGAAGAGCCAACAAAUUUUAUUGAUGGUUUGCAAACUAUUUGUGGGGCAGGCAGUUCCUAUCUCCGUCAUGGAUAUGCAGUUCACAUGUACACUGCAAACAAAUCAAUGGAUAACUAUGCCUUCUGCAAUGCUGACGGAGACUUCUUAUUCGUUCCUCAGAAAGGGAGGCUAUGGAUCAUGACGGAGUGUGGAAGAUUGGAAGUUAUUCCUGGCGAAGUUGCUGUAGUGCCUCAAGGAUUUCGUUUUGCUGUCAGCUUGCCUGAUGGUCCAUCACGAGGUUAUGUUUCUGAGAUAUUUGGGACACAUUUCCAGCUUCCAGAUCUAGGACCUAUAGGUGCCAAUGGUCUAGCUGCUGCAAGAGAUUUCCUUGUUCCCGUUGCUUGUUUUGAGGAAACUCCCUGUCCAAAUUACAUAAUCGUUCAAAAAUAUGGUGGGGAAUUAUUUACUGCCAAACAGGAUUUCUCUCCCUUCAAUGUAGUUGCCUGGCAUGGAAACUAUGUCCCAUAUAAGUAUGAUUUGAGCAAGUUCUGUCCCUAUAAUACUGUAUUGGUGGAUCACGGGGACCCAUCAGUAAAUACAGUGCUUACUGCCCCAACAGAUAAGCCUGGUGUGGCUUUACUUGAUUUUGUCAUUUUCCCUCCUAGGUGGCUGGUUGCGGAACACACAUUUCGCCCUCCUUAUUAUCAUCGCAAUUGUAUGAGCGAGUUUAUGGGACUGAUUUAUGGUAAUUACGAGAACCACAUGCAGGCAAAGGCUGAUGGGUUUAUCCCGGGUGGUUCAAGUCUGCAUAGCUGCAUGACUCCACAUGGUCCUGAUACCAAGACUUAUGAGGCAACCGUUGCAUGCGGGGAGAAUGCAGGACCGUACAAAAUUACUGAUACCCUGGCAUUCAUGUUUGAAUCAUAUCUAAUUCCUCGAGUUUGCACUUGGGCUCUCGAGUCACCCUUCCUCGACAACGAUUACUAUCAAUGCUGGAUAGGACUCCGGUCACAUUUUCGCAAAGAGGACUGUUCUAAAGCCUCCAGUAAUCAGGAUGCUGAUUAGGUAUGGCUUGAUUCAGAUAGACUACUCCGUGUUUAACAUAGUUUUAUGAUGCAGAUCUUAUGGUAUCUUAGCUGUCAGUAUGUGUAUAUAAAUAAUGAAAUGUAUUUGCAUUCUGCAAGUGAACUAAGUUUACAUUAAAAAAUCCCAGAAAGGGGCCAUUAAUUAUUUGUAAAUAUAAUAAAGAGUAUUAUCAACAAUAAUAUAUGCUUUAUAAUUUUUUGCACUUA
Messenger RNA from Chenopodium quinoa (quinoa), 1988 nucleotides. RefSeq names its product homogentisate 1,2-dioxygenase-like. Gene Ontology annotation, biological process: L-phenylalanine catabolic process. The record is from RefSeq and is a predicted model, not a curated record. Gene Ontology annotation, cellular component: cytoplasm. Gene Ontology annotation, molecular function: homogentisate 1,2-dioxygenase activity. The transcript is spliced from 9 exons. Lineage: Eukaryota; Viridiplantae; Streptophyta; Magnoliopsida; Caryophyllales; Amaranthaceae. The coding region runs from base 361 to 1761 and encodes 466 amino acids.